AUGGCAGUGAGAGGAGUGAGGAACAGACUGAACACAGAUGAAUCAAUUAGCAGAAGGGAUGACACCUCACUGCAAGGUAUAGUGACUAUCAUCACAGCUGCAAAAGAAGUAGAAGAAGAAGAAGAUGUAAUAAUAAGAGCAGUGCUUUCACAGCUCAUUGACACUGCUGUCUCUGCCUUUAACCUGGCUUUCUUGGUGGUCACAGAGGCUGUCACCACACCAUGA
Blastomyces gilchristii SLH14081 is the source of this 225-nucleotide messenger RNA. RefSeq lists its product as uncharacterized. Bases 1 to 225 code for a protein of 74 amino acids. Lineage: Eukaryota; Fungi; Ascomycota; Eurotiomycetes; Onygenales; Ajellomycetaceae. The record is from RefSeq and is a predicted model, not a curated record. The transcript has a single exon.